AUGAUGGACAGACAAUCAGCACACCGUCACAUUCAGCGUAUCGUUCACAAUGCAGCAUCCUACGACCUCCCGCAGGGAUGUUCACCCGGUCUCACCCAGGGACCUGGUGAGCGCGACCCUCCUGAAUGGAGGUUUGGGCCUGGUCCUGGAUUGAAGCAGCAGCAACAGCAGCAGCAGCAGCCAACGCAAGAACCUGUGGGAUUCGGGAACAAGUUCGGUCUGGAUCUGGGACAUGCGAGCCAGUCGAUGGCAGCAGCCAGCAAUAGCUUCGGUCUGGAUCUGGGACAUACAAGCCAGUCGAUGGCAGCACCUAGCACAAACCGGACAAGACUCACUUUCCCUCCUCGAAGCAUGCACAGCCAGCCUGGGCCCCAACCUGCACCCGAGCUUAGAACUCUCAGUAACGCCGACAACCACUUUAGAUUCGCCCAGAAUCUGCGGAACGGUGUAGCGCUCAACCAGGCUCUGUCCAGACAGAAAAAUGUGCUGUCUGGGGAUCCAAUUAGUCCGCUCGUCAAUGCCAUGUUGACACAGCAGCGAAUGCCCUUGAGACAACAGAUUGAACAGAACAUACACCAGGACAUGCCAUUCAGCCAGGGACAGUUGGACCUUGACACCAUCAAUGGGACAGAGGCAGCACAAUUUUGGGCAGCCCGACUUCUACCAGGGAUUGCACAGCAGCAACAGACUAAACCAACUGCAGCGGCAGCGAAAACAGGCUACUCCUCCUUUCAAUCUGAUCCAGCGGUAGCUCAAGGCUCGCGAAGUUCGUCUCCCCUUGUUGGUCAGGGUUCAAGCCCAACGGCCAGAAUCAGUCUCCGUAGAGCUUCGAACCGCAGUGCUCCCAAGCCCCGGUACCCUCAGAUAGAAAAAAUCAUGGAUGCGGACAUAAUAGAUGCUGAAAAUUAUAAUUAUCCCCAGACGCCUCAACAACGAACUCUCUACCCAACCACAAAGUACACCCCUCGGCCACUUGCACUUAGCCAUGCACCGCCUAUCGCCCAUGGCAUUCAGCUUGUCUCCCCACAGGAACUUCCUGAUCGAUUUCGUCAAGUAUUCCCUUACGAGCUGUUCAAUGCUGCCCAGUCGAAGUGUUUCGCUCCAAUCUACAAGACCAAUGACAACGUGGUGGUUUCGGCUCCAACAGGCAGUGGUAAAACUGCUCUCCUCGAAUUGGCCAUCUGUAGGGUUGUCGAAGGCUACAGUACAGGCCAGUUCAAGAUCGUCUACCAAGCUCCUACAAAGUCACUGUGCUCUGAGCGUAUGCGUGAUUGGUCGAAGAAAUUCAGUCAUCUUAAUCUUCCAUGUGCCGAGUUGACUGGCGAUACUAGCCAGGCCGAGAUGGCUCGAGUUCGAAAUGCAACAAUCAUCGUGACGACACCAGAGAAGUGGGACAGCAUCACUCGCAAGUGGAGCGAUCAUCAGAAGCUCGUUCAGAUGGUGAAGCUCUUCCUCAUAGACGAGGUCCACAUCCUGAAGGAUACCAGAGGCGCGACACUAGAAGCGGUUGUUUCUCGCAUGAAGACCAUCGGUGCGAGCGUACGAUUUGUAGCACUGAGUGCCACAGUGCCUAAUUCGGAGGAUAUCGCUGCCUGGCUUGGUAGAGACCAUACGAAUCACCAGAUUCCGGCCCACCGAGAGACUUUUGGCGAAGAGUUCAGACCUGUCAAGCUUCAGAAGCACGUCCACGGUUUUGAUGGCAACUUCAACGAUUUUGCAUUCGAAAAAUUCUUGGAUGGGAAACUGCCGAAUUUGAUCAAGCAGUACAGUCAAAAAAAGCCAAUCAUGGUCUUCUGCUUUACGAGAAAGUCCUGUGAGGGUACUGCCACCAUGAUGGCGGAAUGGUGGACUAGACAGAAGUUUUCGGAUCGCGCUUGGUCACAACCAUCGCAGACAGUGCCUGUCAGCAGCAGAGAACUAAGGGAAUUGGUGAGCUGUGGUGUUGCCUACCACCAUGCUGGUCUGGAUCCUCAGGAUCGUGCUGCGGUUGAGAAUGCAUUCUUACGAGGGGACGUCAAUAUCAUUUGCUGUACGUCGACACUGGCUGUCGGAGUCAACCUUCCUUGCCACCUCGUGGUUCUGAAAGGAACAGUUGGCUUCCAAGAUGGCCGCCUUACCGAGUAUUCUGACUUGGAAGUCAUGCAGAUGCUUGGACGGGCUGGUCGUCCUCAAUUCGAUGACAGUGCAGUGGCAGUCAUCAUGACACGAUCCGACAAGGUAGAUCGAUAUAAAAAGAUGAUGUCGGGUCAAGACGUUCUCGAAAGCACACUUCAUCUGAACCUCAUCGAGCAUCUGAACUCCGAGAUCAGUCUCGGCACUAUCAAAAAUACAUACGAUGCGAAGAAGUGGCUUUGCGGUACCUUCCUCAGCGUUCGCAUGCGCCAAAAUCCAAACUACUACAAGAUUGACGGCGUCACUCCCGGGGGAGACGCUGAUAGUAGACUGGAGCAAGUUUGUGAGAGAGACAUCAAGCUUCUCCAAGAACAUCAGCUAGUAACCGCUAAUGACCGGAUAAGCUGCACCGAGUAUGGCGUGGCUAUGUCUCGAUACAUGGUUCAGUUCGAAACGAUGAAGCUUCUUCUGAGUAUCCCACUACAUGCUAAGACGGAGCAGAUUCUCCAUAUUCUCUGUCAAGCGGCGGAGUUUAAAGACCUCCGCAUGAAGCCAGCCGAACGACCCAUCCUCCGAGAUUUUAACAAGUCCCCUUUUAUUAAAUUCCCUAUCAAGGAAACCAUCACAACUACACCACACAAGGUUUCAUUGCUCAUCCAGGUUCAGCUUGGCGGUAUUGACUACCCUACGGAUAAAGAGUUCAUCGCCGUCAAAAGGCAAUUUGGGACUGAUAAGAGCAUUAUCUUCGAACGCAUUCAGCGCCUCGUACGCUGCGUUAUUGACUGCAAAGCACAUGACGAAGAUUCUAUAUCGACUCGUCACGCUCUUGAUCUGGCACGAAGUCUAUCCGCAGAAUUCUGGGAGUACUCCAAUCUACAGUUGAGACAGAUUCCGCAGAUUGGCCCUGUUGCCACGCGGAAACUCGUCAGCAACAACAUACACAGCGUCGAGGAGUUGGGAAAUCUAGAUACCGGAUCGAUCGAACGUAUCAUUUCAAAGAAUCCUCCAUUUGGCAAGAAGACGCGAGACUCGAUUGCGGGCUUCCCUCGACUGAGAGUUGCCGCAGAGCUCGUGGGAAGGGUGCUCGUCAAGCAGAACAAGGCUCCUAGAGUUCAUGUCAAGGCUCGUAUGUGGUAUAGCAAUGCUCAAAUCCCAGUUUGGCAAGGUAGAAAACCAUCCCUGACAUUCAUGGCUGAGACGACUGAUGGCAAGAUGUUCCAUUUCUGGCGUGGUAACGUUUCCAAGCUGGAGAAAGACUUCAAUCUCAAGUUCUUUGUGGAUCUGCUCUCACCCGAUGUUAAUAUCAAGUGCUGGAUCGCUUGCGACGAGAUUGUCGGUACUGUGAAGUCUUUCAUUCUGAAGCAUGAGAUCCCAUCUUCAGAAUUUCCACCAGCUUCUGCUCCCGAAAGGGCCAGCAAGGAGACGCAGCCUAGCCACGAGAGAGCACCUCUCAAGGAAGCACUUCUCAAGGAUGCGGAUGAGUUCGGCAAUGACGAUGUUGAGGAUGAUGACAUGCUGGCGGCUGUCACCGGCGUUGACACUUCGCCUCCGCAUGUAGAAACGCAGACGCAGGCCGAUAGGGAAAAGGAUGACGGGUACGGCUCAGAUGACUUCAUCGAUAUCGAGGAGGCUGAGAUGCUCUCCAAAGCGGCGGCGGCGGAGAAGACUAAGAAGAACAAGGUGACGAAAGAACCUGAGUUUCACGAACCGUUCCAGAUGGCAAAUGGCAAGUGGACUUGCAAUCAUAUCUGUCGGGAUGGCAAGUUGUUGAAGAAUGGGAAAUCUUGCAAGCAUUUGUGCUGCCGUGAAGGACUGGACAAGCCUCGUAAGGCAAAGAGAAAGGUUUCUCUGGCAGGUAUUGGCGAGGAGGCCUCUGCAAGUAAGACAAGUGAAACAGCUAAUACUGGAGGCGGGAAGCCCGAGAAGAAGAAGACAAGCUCAGGAGCUGGUUCUGCCAAGCCUCGAGCUUUGCAGAAGUCUCAGCCCACGCUCAAGCUUAGCAGCAAUCAUGAUGAUUCAGACCUCGAGGACGUGGAGAUUAUCAACCUCGCCGACGUCCUAUCCCCUGUCUCCUAUUCAAAGAUGGCUCCACGCGAUUACCGCAGACUCCAUGAACUCCACACCAGCAUCCAGCCAGACAAAGCCAGUCAACGCUUGACGCAAAAACCCAAGUUCUCCUAUGCCGAUGGGAUCUCGCCGAAUCUUCCGUUCCUGAACAAUGGCCAGGCUUCGACAUCCAAACCCUCAGACAGUGUCCAGGGUGAGGAUGAUAUAGACAACGAGUUCCCGUCACCAUCUGCUCUCCUCCGUGACCUUGAUGAGAAGGAAUUCUUCGACAUUGGCUCCGACGAUGACCCCUUCACAGAAGUCCCAACCACACCCCGCGACCUCAUCUCAGCUGCAUCCCGCAGUCUCGGCACAACACCCAACCAGCCAACUUCCUAUCGCGAUUUACCACGCGAUGCCACCGGUAUUGCACCCCUCAGCCUCCCUGAACCCAUAUCCGUCAAGCCUUCGACGCCAAAAGUCGCUUCGAGCUUCUAUAACGACGUGUUUGAUUUCGCCGCGUUUGAGAAUGACGUUGAUAUCAUAUCAAACCCUGCCUCCCCGUCAGCAGACAAGCAGCAGCACCGAGUUUCAAGCUCGAGCUCUGGGAUCAACAGGGCGAAGAGACCUCUUUCCGCUUAUUCAUCGCCGGAGACCAAACACCGCCGGGUCACACAUGUAACGCCAGCGAAAAUAUCCAAUGCAUCAGUGGUCCCUGACUGGGUCAACGAUUUCGAUGCAUCUCUGAUUGAUGGGUUGAAGGGCUUUGUCGACUUUGUGGACUGA
Molecule: messenger RNA, 4944 nt
Organism: Drepanopeziza brunnea f. sp. 'multigermtubi' MB_m1
Lineage: Eukaryota; Fungi; Ascomycota; Leotiomycetes; Helotiales; Drepanopezizaceae
Source: RefSeq, a predicted model, not a curated record